Messenger RNA from Solea solea (common sole), 1338 nucleotides. RefSeq names its product red-sensitive opsin. The record is from RefSeq and is a predicted model, not a curated record. Gene Ontology annotation, molecular function: G protein-coupled receptor activity. Gene Ontology annotation, biological process: phototransduction; G protein-coupled receptor signaling pathway; visual perception. NCBI's taxonomy places the organism in Eukaryota, Metazoa, Chordata, Actinopteri, Pleuronectiformes, Soleidae. The transcript has 6 exons. The coding region runs from base 58 to 1131 and encodes 357 amino acids. Gene Ontology annotation, cellular component: membrane; photoreceptor outer segment.
GCGGCUCCAGUCAUCCACGGAGGUCAGAAGUGACAAGAAAGGCCUUCUGAGAUCACAAUGGCAGAAGAGUGGGGAAAACAGUCAUUUGCUGCCCGGCGGUACAAUGAAGAAACAACAAGGGGAUCUGCCUUCGCUUACACAAACAGCAACAACACCAGAGAUCCAUUUGAGGGUCCCAAUUACCACAUUGCUCCUCGAUGGAUUUACAACGUUGCAACAAUCUGGAUGUUUUUUGUGGUCGUCGCAUCAGUCUUUACCAACGGUCUGGUGUUGGUGGCAACAGCGAAGUUCAAGAAACUCCGUCACCCACUGAAUUGGAUCUUGGUCAAUCUUGCCAUUGCUGAUCUUGGAGAGACAGUUUUUGCCAGCACCAUCAGUGUUUGCAAUCAGUUUUUUGGUUACUUCAUUCUGGGACAUCCAAUGUGUGUCUUUGAGGGCUACGUUGUCUCUGUUUGUGGAAUUGCUGCUCUGUGGUCUCUGACAAUCAUCUCCUGGGAGAGAUGGGUUGUUGUGUGCAAACCUUUUGGAAAUGUCAAGUUUGAUGCCAAAUGGGCCUCAGCUGGAAUUAUCUUCUCCUGGGUCUGGGCAGCAGUGUGGUGUGCACCACCAAUGUUUGGCUGGAGCAGGUACUGGCCUCAUGGACUGAAGACUUCCUGUGGGCCUGAUGUAUUCAGUGGAAGUGAAGACCCUGGAGUGCAGUCCUACAUGAUUGUUCUUAUGGUUACAUGUUGUUUACUUCCUUUGGCUAUAAUCAUCCUGUGCUACCUUGCCGUCUGGUGGGCCAUCCAUUCAGUUGCCAUGCAGCAGAAGGAAUCAGAGUCAACCCAGAAAGCUGAAAAAGACGUAUCCAGAAUGGUCGUUGUCAUGAUCGUGGCAUAUUGUUUCUGCUGGGGACCGUAUACAUUUUUUGCCUGCUUUGCUGCGGCCAACCCCGGUUACGCCUUCCAUCCUCUGGCUGCUGCCUUGCCGGCAUACUUUGCCAAAAGCGCCACCAUUUACAACCCCAUCAUUUAUGUCUUCAUGAACCGACAGUUCCGCACAUGCAUCAUGCAGCUUUUUGGCAAAGAAGUGGAUGAUGCUUCUGAAGUGUCCACAUCAAAGACAGAGGUCUCAUCUGUGGCUCCUGCCUAAACCUCCAUCUCCAUGUUUCCUGUUUGAAAGUCAAACUGAGAACCAUUGUACAACCAUGUACAGUAUAUGUGUAAUGUUACAUUUCUUUUCUUAUUUAAUAGAUAUAGCUUUCUGGCAAAUGAAAAAGCAAAAAUAUUCAUGAAGAAAAAUAAUCAUUGUAUCACUGUUUGUUUUUUCUGAUGAAUAUAAAAAAAAAUAUCAAGCAUA